ACGUUUUGUCCGAAUUCUCUAAUUGCAUUAAUUCUCCAAAUGGCCGCCCUUGUGUUGUACUUGCUGAUGCAGAGAAGAUUUGGAUUUUAUAAAUAUGAACAAAGCAUUCCGUGUUUUACAUUCCUCUUCAAAUCCACUUUUGAUUACGUUGGGAAAUGGUAAGUUUUACCACCGUGCAGACCAAGGACCGUGUUUGGACACGGGUGCUUAUGCUUCAGCAUUAAAAUUUGCUGUUGAGGAUGCUGGAAGGUGCUGUGAGCAUCUUGUGAUUGGAAAACCAGAAGAAACUUAUUUUAUGUCUGCAGUUGAAGACCUUGGCUUGACAAAAGAACAGGUUGUAAUGAUUGGUGAUGACAUUUCUGGAGAUGUUGAUGGAGCACAAAAAGUUGGAAUCAAGGGGAUACAAGUUCGGACUGGGAAAUGGAGACCGGAAUGGGAAAAACAUCCUACAAUCAAACCUGAACUUAUUGUUGAUAAUCUUUUGAAAGCUGUCUCACUUAUCUUGGAUAGUCAGCAAAGACUUAAGAAUUAA
Messenger RNA from Meloidogyne enterolobii, 532 nucleotides. NCBI's taxonomy places the organism in Eukaryota, Metazoa, Nematoda, Chromadorea, Rhabditida, Meloidogynidae. The record is from the annotation of a GenBank genome assembly.